Messenger RNA from Acinonyx jubatus (cheetah), 2162 nucleotides. RefSeq names its product iroquois homeobox 2 (gene IRX2). Gene Ontology annotation, biological process: neuron differentiation; cell development; regulation of transcription by RNA polymerase II. Bases 105 to 1547 code for a protein of 480 amino acids. Gene Ontology annotation, molecular function: DNA-binding transcription factor activity, RNA polymerase II-specific; RNA polymerase II cis-regulatory region sequence-specific DNA binding. The transcript has 5 exons. The record is from RefSeq and is a predicted model, not a curated record. Gene Ontology annotation, cellular component: nucleus. NCBI's taxonomy places the organism in Eukaryota, Metazoa, Chordata, Mammalia, Carnivora, Felidae.
CCCGCGCCCGCCGCCGCGCCGCGCCCCGGCCGGGCGUGGAUGGAGGGCGCCGCGCGCCCUGCCCGCUGCUCGGCGUGACGCGGGCCCGGCGCCCCGCGCCCACCAUGUCCUAUCCGCAGGGCUACCUGUACCAGGCGCCCGGCUCGCUGGCGCUCUACUCGUGCCCGGCGUACGGCGCGUCGGCGCUGGCGGCGCCGCGCAGCGAGGAGCUGGCCCGCUCGGCGUCGGGCUCGGCGUUCAGCCCUUACCCGGGCUCCGCGGCCUUCACGGCGCAGGCGGCCUCCGGCUUCGGCAGCCCGCUGCAGUACUCGGCCGACGCCGCCGCCGCCGCCGCCGGCUUCCCGUCCUACAUGGGCGCGCCCUACGACGCGCACACGACGGGGGUGGCGGGCGCCAUCAGCUACCACCCAUACGGCAGCGCGGCCUACCCUUACCAGCUCAACGACCCCGCGUACCGCAAGAACGCCACGCGGGACGCCACGGCCACGCUCAAGGCCUGGCUGAACGAGCACCGCAAGAACCCGUACCCCACCAAGGGCGAGAAGAUCAUGCUGGCCAUCAUCACCAAGAUGACCCUCACGCAGGUGUCCACCUGGUUCGCCAACGCGCGCCGGCGCCUCAAGAAGGAGAACAAGAUGACGUGGGCCCCGAGGAACAAAAGCGAGGACGAGGACGAGGAGGAGGGCGACGCGGCGAGGAGCAAGGGGGAGAGUCCAGACAAGGCGCAGGAGGGCACCGAGACCUCGGCCGAGGACGAAGGGAUCAGCCUGCACGUCGACUCGCUCACGGAUCACUCGUGCUCGGCCGAGUCGGACGGGGAGAAGCUGUCUUGUCGGGCGGGGGACCCCCUGUGCGAGUCGGGCUCGGAGUGCAAAGAUAAGUACGACGACCUGGAGGACGACGAGGACGACGAGGACGACGGCGAGCGGGACCUGGCGCCGCCCAAGCCCGUGACCUCGUCGCCGCUCACCGGCGUGGAGGCGCCGCUGCUGAGCCCCCCGCCCGAGGCCGCGCCCCGCGGUGGCGGCGGCGGCGGCGGCGGCGGCGGCGGUGGCAAGAUGCCCCUGGGCAGCCGGACGUCGCCGGGCGCGCCGCAGCCCGCCAGCAAGCCCAAGCUGUGGUCUCUGGCCGAGAUCGCCACGUCGGACCUCAAGCAGCCGAGCCUGGGCCCGGGCUGCGCGCCGCCGGGGCUGCCCGCGGCCGCCGCGCCCGCCUCGACCGGGGCGCCUCCGGGCGGCUCCCCGUACCCCGCCUCGCCGCUGCUCGGUCGCCACCUCUACUACACGUCGCCCUUCUACGGCAACUACACAAACUACGGGAACUUGAACGCGGCGCUGCAGGGCCAGGGGCUCCUGCGGUACAACUCGGCGGCCGCCGCCCCCGGAGAGGCGCUGCUCUCGGCGCCCAAGGCGGCCAGCGACGCGGGCAAGGCGGGCGCGCACCCGCUGGAGCCCCACUACCGGCCCCCGGGCGGCGGCUACGAGCCCAAGAAAGAUGCCAGUGAGGGCUGCACCGUGGUCGGUGGGGGCGUCCAGCCCUACCUAUAGAAGCCCCAGCUCAGCAAUGCAAGUAGGUGUCACAAUUGCUUUGGAAAAAAAAAAAAAAGUCAGCAGGCCAUUCUCUCUCCCCAAGUUCAUAAAUAUACAGAUAGAAAAAAACCAUCUCUAAAUCCGGACCGCAUCUUGCCCCACUGUAAACGAGGAGCCACAGACUCUGACAGAACAGACCUUUGUUGGACAUAACGUGAAUUUGUUGGCAUAGUAUAGCUUCCCCCGAUGUACGUGUGACUUUUGAAAACAAUCUUUUUUCUCAGGAUAUCUUGAAUUGAUCACUUCAUUGCCACGGUAUAUAUUCUAUAGGUGUGAUAGGAUUUACUGUAAAAUUUAUUUGUAAAAGAUGUACACAGUAGAAAUAAAACGUGAUUGAAGAACUUGAGUACUUAAGAAGUGGAAACAAAUUUGAUAUUUAUUUUUAUAAUGAUAUAAAGCUUCUAGUAAUUUAUGCAAGUUGUAUUGCAAUGGAAUCUAAACUUUUUGUAAAUAAAUUCUGCCUGGUUUUUAUUUGAACAUUGCUGGUUAUACAAUCUUUGUUGGUUGUUUAACAAGAAUUCUCUACUAAUUUAUAUCUUAAAUUGUAAAUAAAAACAGACUAGUCUACAACAA